AUGCAAACUAAUUCUGGAAAUAUUGGUUUCCCAGGGUUACCUCCACCUAUGGGUCUCCCACUACCUCCAGAUAAUAAUGGUUUUCCCCCUCCACCGCAAUUACCAACAGGAAAUUUGAAUUCAGGAAUAACCUUACUACCACCUCCUCCAAUGCCUGGUAUGCCACCACUUCCUCCUUCAGCGACAGCGAGUUCAAGCUCAAACUAUAUGAGUAGUGGUACACUUCCUCCAUUUCAGCAAGUUUCGAGUGGCGAUUCAGGAAUGGUACUACCACCAUUUGUUGGCCUUUCAUCAGGUGGUUCGAAUGGUAAUUUGCCACCUUUUCCAGGACCAACAAAUACAAUGCCGCCGACAAGUCCAGGCUCUGGCUUAAGUUCAGGACAAUUACCAAUGAUCAAUUCUUCAUCACAAUCGGGAUUUUUAUUACCUCCUCUUCCAGGACAAACUGGAUCAGCAUUAUAUCAAUCAUCAUCUCAGUCAUUAUUACCUAGCCCACCAGCAACAGAUUCGAAAUCUUUAAAUUCGAAAGAAAAAUCAGAAAAAUCAGAAAAAGUAGAUUCUUCGGACUAUGAUUAUGAUUAUAGCAGCUCAGAAUCAGAUAAAAAGAAAACUACACCUCCAAAAGCCCAGAAUACCCCUCCUGGCUUUCCAUUACCACCUCAACUCUCCCCUAAAGAACAAAAUACAAAUCAAACGCCACCAAUACCUUCAUUUGGCGCUGCAGCCUUACCACCCAUGCCACAAUCCAACGAUUAUGGUCAACCCAACUCAAUGUUUAAGCCAAAUCCCCCUCCUUUCCCAAGUGGCGGAUUACCACCGAUGCCACCUCCUCCAUCACAAGAAUUACCAUCCAAACCAGUACAGCCGCCAUUCCCAAGUGGUGGAUUACCUCCAAUGCCACCUCCAACUAGUCAAGAUAACAUAUCGAAACCAAUUCCUCCAUUUUCUGCCGGCGGAAUGGCUCCUCUUCCAUCUCCAACAUCUGAUUCAUCAUCUAAACCUAAUCCCCCACCUUUCUCUUCAGGUAGACCCUCAGCAACAAUUUCUCCCUCUGCAAAACAACCAUUUGCCUCUGGCGAAGGAAAUACACGACCAUCAUUACCACCAUUUGCAUCAGGCAUUGCUCGUAACACUGCACCAUUAGAUCUGGGACCUCCUCCAAAGCCAACACCCCCUCCUUUUGCAUAUGAUUCCAGGUCCGGCCAAAACCUUCCUUCUUUACCUCCUAUGCCUGGAUCUGCUCCUGUUACACCUACAGCCGACAGCCGCUUCAACUCUCCUUUCGCAGCUCUUCCAAAGAACACGAGUUCUAACAUGAACAAUUCACAAAGAGAUCCAUCAAGGAAAGAUUCACUUCCUCCUUUCGCAGGUCUAAAUAUGAUGCCUGUAGAAAAUAGACCAAGACAAAGUGAAUCACAAAUUGUUAACACAUCCAAACAAAGCAGUUCAAGUAGUGAUGAAGAAAUGCAAGAACAAGAACAUGAAGAUUUGACUAAUUUACAAUCAGUAGGAAUUGCAAAUUAUACAUCAACAUUUAAUGGUCCAUUACCAUUACAAGUCAAUCCAGAUCAAUCUGUUCCUAUUGCUCCUAUUUUGCAGCAGUAUCCAAGAAAGGAAACAUCGAUCAUGUCAUCAGGAAAAGUGUUUAAUAAUCAGCCGAAUUCGAAGAACGCGAAGAAUGAUGAUUUCGAGUCAGUCAUUUCCAGUUUCACUGGAAUAACAAAUACUAUAUUACAGCCUCCAACAAUCGGAAUGAGCCAAAUGAACUAUGUACCAAGGAAUUUCACUUUAGAACAAGUUUCCGGACCAGAAGGAAUCGAAAUUCCUAAGACAGAACUAUAUGUCAGUCCUUAUUCACCGAUGAAUCAAACGAACAAGAUCGAGUUGAUGCCUCCUCCCGAUGAAACAAUGAUCUUUGGAUUCACAGGUCCUGUUGUCCGUGCAAAUGUUUUAUCAGCAGCUGCAGGACAAGUCUGUGCAAUUCCCGGCCAAAUCACAUCAUAUGAUAAUGAACCACCACCUUUUUAUCAUCCUUUUGUUGCGAAUGUCAUCAACUUGCCUCCAAUCACUCCUCACACACCAGUAAGAGGUGCAAGAUACUCUCCGAACAUGGGCUCAAUACAAUCAUUCAUCGACCAGCAGCCUCCUCUUUCCAUCAUCGAAAUUCCUGCAGGAAGAUACAACGAGAGUUUAUUCAUCAGGAAAUCAUUGUUCAUAAGAGGUGCCGGUGUUGAGUUCUACUCAACAGGAGACAUCUGUUUGAAUGUCUCUGCACCUGAAGUGUUCAUUGAAGGAAUUAAGUUCGUUAACCAGCCAUCAGGAAAAGAAUCAAUGGUUCAGAACUGCGCGUUCAUUGCUAAAUCAUGUGCUUUCAUUGGCGGAACAAACGCUGCAUUGAGUUUCAAUGGAAAAUCAUAUGCAACAAUUGAUCAUUGCCAGUUCUCUGAUGCAGGAUUCGGAAUAAAUAUGAUGAGAACAAGUUGUUUAUCAAUUUAUUCCUCAGAAAUUCACAAUAUGUCAGGACCUGCAAUUUACGCUUCAGAGCAAACACGUCUUCACGCUGAGAACUGCAAUAUAAGGAAGGUUGGCCAAGGUAUCAAUCUCUCCAAACAAGCAAUUGCAUCUAUUAUUAAAUGCAAUAUACAAGACGUGAAAGAUAUCGGUAUAGAUUUGGUGACAAACAAAUCCGAUAUUUACAUUGCAGAUACAAAAAUCACUUACUGUGGUAAAGCAGGAUUAUACAUGAGACAAUCAUCGCGUGCAACAAUUGCUGGCUGUGAAUUUAUGGGCAGAGUUGCAAUUCUUAUGGAGCUCAAUUCUCGUUUGAUUUCUUUCAAGAACAAAUUCACAGGAACAUCUGCAGCAAAUCAAAUGAUUGGUAUCAAAACAAAAGCGAGAUUCUACUCAAACGAUGACACUUUCACAGGUACAUCUCAAUUUUCUAUUGUUGCAAAUGGAUAUUGUUACCUCAGAGGCAGCAAUUUCACAGCAAUAGAAGGAAAUGCAGUUAUUGUUGAUCAUGGAGAGUCUACAUUUAUUAACUGUUUGUUCACUUCGAUCAGUAAAACUAGUAUCAGAAUACAGAAUGGAAAGAUCAAGUGUUAUACAAGCAGAUUCACUAAAUCAGGAGGUCCAAUGCUCGCUUUAAUUAAAGCAGAAGGAUUCAUAAAACACUCAUCAUUCUCUGCCUGCAGUGGAUCAUCCAUAAUGAUGAGUUUCGCGAACGAUUUAUUGUUGGAAGAUAUCGAAGUCACUGGAUCUGCAAACUGCGCAAUGGAACUUGAUAAUUCAUCACCGAAAGCUGUUGAUUGUCAAUUCAGAAACAAUGCAGAAAAUGGUGUAUUUGUUGAGAAGAAUUGCAAUCCAACAUUCGAGUUCUGCGUCUUCUCUGAGAACAGGAAAAAUGGAAUUACCAUCAUUAAUCAUUGCAACGCAACAUUUGUUAAUUGCCUUGUUAAUGGUAAUGAAUCUCAUGGUUUGGCGUUGAAUAGUGAUUGCACAUUAGUUUCUACGACAUUCUCAGAUAACUCUAAAUACAACAUGCAAAUCGAUGGCGGAAAUAUCACAAUGACAUUGUGCAAUUUCAAGAAAUCAGAGACAAAUAUAGUCAUCUCGUCGCAACAAGCGAAUGUCGACAUGAAACACUGCGUUGUACAAGACGCAACUGAUGGUUUGGUCGUUCAAGAAGGAGCAAGAAUCAGCAUGGUUCAGACACAGGCUAUGAAAUUUAGUCACGCAUGUUUGACUGUUCAAAAGGGUUCUUUCGCAACAUUGAACGGCUGCACGUUCAGCAGUACACAAGGACCAGGUAAUGUCUUGGCAACUUAUGAUGCAACAAUUAACUGCACUGGAGGUUUGGUCACUAAAUCUCAGUGCGGAUUCAAUAUCUCAAAGAACUCGAGGUUGAACAUCGAUGGCACUAAAAUCUGCAACUGCACACAAGGAAUUGCUAGCACUAGUUGCAUUGUUAAUGUCAUGGAAGCUGAGAUAAUUGAGAACAAGGAUGGAAUGAGAUUGAUCAAUUCAUCUGGAUCUGUAAAGAAGUGCAACAUCAGUGGAAACAAUGGCUACGGUAUUGUUCUCGAAAAAUGCAACGACAAUGUAGUUAUGGAGAUGAACUCGUUCAAUAUCAACAAACAAGAUAACAUUCAAGUAAAAUAA
Molecule: messenger RNA, 4161 nt
Organism: Trichomonas vaginalis G3
Lineage: Eukaryota; Parabasalia; Trichomonadida; Trichomonadidae
Product: F-box only protein family
Exons: 1
Coding region: 1-4161 (1386 amino acids)
Biological process (GO): regulation of apoptotic process; protein ubiquitination; ubiquitin-dependent protein catabolic process
Source: RefSeq, a predicted model, not a curated record